Messenger RNA from Fusarium mangiferae, 948 nucleotides. RefSeq lists its product as uncharacterized. Gene Ontology annotation, molecular function: lipase activity. The record is from RefSeq and is a predicted model, not a curated record. Gene Ontology annotation, cellular component: lipid droplet. The coding region runs from base 1 to 948 and encodes 315 amino acids. Gene Ontology annotation, biological process: lipid storage. NCBI's taxonomy places the organism in Eukaryota, Fungi, Ascomycota, Sordariomycetes, Hypocreales, Nectriaceae. The transcript has 2 exons.
AUGGCACCUCAAAUAUGGCUGCCCUCAGAACGCUCUGGAAGCGCUCAACAGAAAGCCCUCAUCCACUACAUCUGUGGUAACCCAGGCCUCAUCGAGUACUACACCGACUUCCUCAGUCAUGUACGCGGCCUUUUAGACAAGAUCGAGACAGACACUGCUUACGAUAUCUACGGCACAAACUUGCUGGGCUUCAGCGACGAUGAUCAUGAACCGUUCAGCUCAAAAAACAAGCCAUGGGAUUUGGAGGGACAGAUUGAGGGCAUGUACGAUAUCGUUGCGGCCAAAGGAAAAGGGUACGACUUUGUGAUUCUCAUGGGCCAUUCUGUUGGGUCAUUCAUCACUGUUGAGAUCUUCCAUCGCCAUAUGAAGAAUCCGGAGCGAGCGCCGCACUUGAAGCUUCGACAUGGAUUUCUGAUAUGUCCGACGCUUACGCACCUCGCUCGAUCAUCCAAUGGUGUACAGUUCGAGUUGUUGCGACGAUUCAUUCCCUUCCUCGACACCGCAGCUUUCCUCCUUGCACGUCUUCUUCUCGGCCUUCUAAGUGUUGCAAGCGUUACAUGGAUCGUUCAGCGCCUUCUGGGCUUUACACCUGCGAGCGCAGACAUCACUGCGCGAUGGUUGAAGAGCAGAGAUGGCGUGUUGCAGGCGGUUCAUCUAGGAUUGACGGAGCUGGAGAUGAUCACCGAGGAGAAGUGGAACGACGAUCUAUGGGACACGGCAGGAGAGGAUAAUGGAGUUCCAAAGUUCUUUUUGUUCUAUGCCAAGAAAGAUCAUUGGAUUCAUGAUGACGAGAGAGACGGCAUCGUGGAGAAGAGAGGAGACAAAGCGAGGAUCGUGCAGGAUGAAGGGGAUAUUCCUCACGCUUUUUGCACGAGAGAGGAUGCGAGCUUAGAGGUUGCAAGGAGAGUCUGCGGUUGGGUCGAAGAGAUCGAAGCGGCCAAGAAGUGA